Eurytemora carolleeae is the source of this 6558-nucleotide messenger RNA. It is a transcript of the gene rictor, whose product is annotated as rapamycin-insensitive companion of mTOR. The transcript is spliced from 22 exons. NCBI's taxonomy places the organism in Eukaryota, Metazoa, Arthropoda, Copepoda, Calanoida, Temoridae. Gene Ontology annotation, molecular function: protein serine/threonine kinase activator activity. Bases 357 to 5447 code for a protein of 1696 amino acids. Gene Ontology annotation, cellular component: TORC2 complex. Gene Ontology annotation, biological process: positive regulation of phosphatidylinositol 3-kinase/protein kinase B signal transduction; TORC2 signaling. The record is from RefSeq and is a predicted model, not a curated record.
UAUAUUUAAAAACUUUAAUUCCAGAUUUGGAGUUGAUCUUCAUGCGAUGUCAACAAGAAUGUGGAAAUAAACAACAAGAAAUGCAAAAUGUAAUGGGCCGGAAAGAGAAAAUUGUGUUUUAUGUUUUAUGUGAAAAAAAUGACCAAACAAGUUAUUUAAUACAAAUAUAUCUUUAUAAAAUCUAGCAAGUUCAGUUUGAUUAAUUAAAAGAACUGAAAUGAAGAAUAAAUGUGAUUACAAACAGCUCCAAGCUUUUGUUCUAAAUACGGAGCAAAAAGGCGGUGCCAUGAAGAUCAAUUGUACAAGUUUGAAUUUAAGCCUCGAGGAUGGCGAAAAGGGUUUCUUGAGGUCACUGAAUGGCUUCUAGACUAAUGCAGAGUAUGGCGUAUAAGCGAUUCCCUAGACGAGAUAAAGGCUCGUCUGUAGAGGAAAUAGAGCUUGAGGAAGAUAAAUCUACCGCUGAGCAGGUUCUGCAGAUUCUUCUCAAUGUCUGCAUUAAACCUGGAGUCUCUGCUCGGAAGAAAGCUCUUUAUCUCUCGGCCCUGUACAAACUCAUCUCCUCCCCCUCAUCCGGAACCUCAGAUCUUGGUCUCAGGGUUAAAGAGAUCAUGCUUUGUUUACGGCUCCCGCUUAUUAGUGACGAUGAAGAACUUCGAACCAUUACAAUGAGAAUAGUUAGAUAUCUAAUUAAAAAUAAUCAAGACGCUGUCUCUGUGAUAUCUGUGAACAUUCAUGUGCUUAUUAAUCGAAUAUUAGAUUUAGAUUCAGAGACUAGGGCUGAGAGAGUACAGGCUGUGAAACUAGCAAGAACAUUACUAAUCUUUGGACCGUCAAGCUUCCCUUUAACCUUGGUUAAAUCCUUGAUGGCCUUGACCCAGAAGGUCGCUAAGACCAAGGAUUCCUUGCGGCGAGGAAGUCUUGCAGUUCUAUGCGAACUCAGUUCGCUGAAUCCUUCCCUGUUCAUAUCCUCGGGUUGUGUUAAGUUCUUUUCUCAAAUACUGUUCGACUGCGAGAACCUUCCUAGAAUUAUUGAGUCUUUAGUCGGUUGCCUUUUACGAAUUUACAAUAAUCCUAAGCUACGCCAAGAAUGUCAACUAGAUUUAUCAAAUAUUAUUUCUCCAUUUACAGAACUUCAUCUUCACUCAGAACUAACUCCUACUGAUGAGAGUCGGGUUGCUUGUGCUAGCACUGCUCUUCUCUCCCUUCUUCGAUCCUGGUCCGGACUCCUACACAUCUCCGAUCCUUUUCUUUCUACUCGUCCUCUUCAAUCCCUAGUAGAGAUACUGCAAAUUCAGACCCACCAGGCCAGGAAGAUAUCCUACGAAACCCGGAAGGUGGUGAUGGAUAUCAUCUUCAAGUCCUUAAACCUUCAGGUACCUGACUGGACUGAGGAGUUUGAUGUUGCGAUGAGAACUGCUGACCCCUCUGCUCCAAAGGAUACCUGGAAACUAGGAGAAGGUUUUGUUGCCGCUGAGGGAGAAGAUAUUCUUCCGCAUCUCUCAAAGUCUCGACCCAACCUUCUGGAGAACCACAUGUGUGUUCUACUCUCCUGCUACUUAGAGUGUAAGCUUCCCAGAGCUUUAGUCCAGGUGAUAGUAAGCAGUGAUACCGUCCUGUCAGUGCGUGCUACAGUUUUGUUAGGUCAGGUUCUUCAUCUCGCAACCUUACUUCUUCCUCAUGAGAUAGGUUCAUUAUCUCAGUGCCUUCCAGAGCUAGCAGAUCAUAUAGCAACAAAUACUCAGACGUUUAAUAAAUGUGAAUCUAAUCGAGCAAUAUCUGCCGUUACAUCUCUACAGCGUCUACACACCUUGAAGAAACAAGGAACCCGACCCUACUCACUUCUCCUGGAACAAGCUCUUCAGUCUACAGGGCUAAACCAGGGAGAGGGGUUCGUUGGAGAUAAAUUGUUUAUCCCGGCUCCUUCUCCUAGUGGUGCUCCGCCCUCUCAAUCCACUGCAACUUCAAUAGAGCUGGCAGUCAUUGCUAGUAUAAAGGAAUCCCAGGUUUUACCAAACCGGGAUCCCCAAUCUUGGCGAUGGGAUAUCAUCAUGUCAGUUCUUAGAUGGCCAAGCGAUGGUCUCAAGAAGAUGGAAGAUUCAAAUUUUAAAAAUUUUAUUAAGAAGUUGACAGAUUAUUUCAAACCCUCGGGGAACAUGUUCAGUAGACUGGAGCUGGAGAACCCUAGAACCCGGGAGCACGGUAGGAUUGGUUGCUGUCUUCUUGAUUUCCUCAUCUCUUCUACGUCCUUCGUAACGGAUGCAGAGCGACGAGGUGUCGAGCCGGAGAGUUCGGUUCUGCUAAAUGAUUUACUCCAGGACGUGUUUGUUUAUAUUGAGGAAGUGAUAGGUUCGAAUUCUCCUCAUGAUUGUAGGUUCUCUCCAACCCGUCUCAGUAAUACAGCUUGCCAACUCUACUUUCUAUUCAUAGGACGACUGACUGCAACAGAGCAAGGUCGUGGUUUUCUGGAGAAACAAAGAGCUUUAUCUCAGCUCUUGGUUCUUCUCACUUCAAGGAUGGAUGUUUAUCUCAAGCUUAUUAUUAGUUCUAUUGAUUACAGAACUGCAGAUUGGAGAAUGCUACUGAGCAAAGCUUUGUCAGGAACAUCUGAAGCAGGACGGAUUUACACAAUCAAAUGGUUGAGAGUUCUAGCUAGGAUUGGAGCUCCUAGCUUUGCUCAGUACGGAGUAGAACUCUUGGUUGAGCAGCUUCAGGGAGAGUCCUUAAAGGUUUCUGCAACUGCCCUGGCAGUACUUGAAGAGGUCUGUGAUGACAAGAUGUACCUGGAGUCCCUGGUUGCAGCCAAGUCAAGUCUACUAAGCGAACCCGGGCAGAAGGCCUUGGUCAGACUUGGAGGACGCGGAAGGAUCCUCCUCACAAGGUUUCUAGGAUCUGGCAGCGGGUUUAACCUAAUGUCCAGCAACAACUGGUUGUCCAGUGAGCUGGUGGUAUGGGCAGAGUCCUUCAACUUAAAGUAUGUGAUCCUUCUCGAGGGAAUUAUUAACGAUGGUUUCACAGAGCACCAAAGAGAUUUGUAUGGACACGGCGGAUAUGGAAGAAGAAGUGGUGAUGGACGAACUGCUAAGGACGUUUUUGUUCCAUCUCAUCUUUACGGUCAGCUUGCCCAGACAAGAUCUGGACUAGAUUUAUUGCUUGAAGAAAAGUCAUUUUGGGAGAUGAUCCAGACUCUGCGAGAGGUUGAGAACUUAUCUGUCUCCUUGACCCACGAGAGCCUGGAAGAAACCUGGUUAAAGAUCAAGGCGGCCAUCUGGGGUUUAGCUCAUGUUGCAACUUCUCCAAUAGGAAGUGCUGAACUGGAGAAGGAAGGAGUUCUAAAUCUUCUCGUAAAUAUUGCUGAAUCCUGCCAGGUUCUAACCAUCAAGGGAACCGCCUACUAUGCUCUAGGUCUGGUCGCAACCACACGAGUUGGAACACAUGCUCUGGGGAUUAGAGGUUGGGCAACCGUUCGUCACGCUAGAACAGAAACAUGGCCGAUUACUUACGAAUGGUUGGGAGUAACAGACAAUCUAUUCCCGGACGUAUCCGAUGCCAAUAGAUUCGGCGACGAGAGUCCUGUCCCGUCAGAAUCAUGGCCGGAUGAAACUAUUUCCUGUGAGCUGCAGUCCUACCCGGAGCGGAAACAGGUUCUUAAUGUUGAGGAGCACAAGCAAAGACGGGUUAAAACCAUGAGUGAGUGUACGGAUAGUAGUUUAUCACAGAACAUGCUGGAGUUAGGACCAAGUCCUCUUGAACCAGGAUUCCCACUGCCAGGGAAACUUUCGGAGAAGAUUUCGAGCUGGUUUUCUACCUCAGGAAGCGGGAAAAACGAAUCGAAAAGUGAGGGAAAUCGAAGGUUCUCCGAUGGUGGGAAAUCAGGUUCAAGUUUCACGAGCAAACUUAGAAACAGUUUGAGAAAGCGAAGUAAAACCAUCUCUACAGGAUCUUUACCUCCAAGUAGAGAAGGAACACCUUUGUCAAGCGUUGAACAGAGAGCAGACGUUUCUGAGGAUGGUUCUGGAAUAUAUAAGAGACGAUUGAGUUUUAGUUUGAAGGAACCUUCCGCUCCAGGUCCUGCUGCCAGUCCAGAGAACCUACCUGGAGAAAUAUUCUCCCUUGAGAAUAUAUUGGAGGAACCUGGAGCUUCAACUGCUCCUCAAAAUAGAGCUUCGUCUGCUCUUCAGUCUGCUUCUCAGAAUGGAUCUUCGUCUGUUAUUCAGCCUCAUAUUACAGCUGCUCCUCAAAAUGGAGCUAUUGCUGUUCCUCAUCCAAGAACCUUCCAUAAACGGACCAAGAUGAAAUCUGAGUCCGAGAUGGAAUGUAUUGAUGAAUCUUUUGAUCCUAGUACCACAUCUAGUGGAGGGCAGCAGAUGGAAACCUCUCUGACCUCCAAUACAUCUUAUCAGAUUUCCGACACCAGCAUUAAAGUUCCUGACAUCAACAGAUCUACUGAUAUUCAGAUUACGUUUUCAGCACAGAAGUUCGACACAACCCCAAGUUCUAUACGUCAAGGAACAAGUGUUAGCAGUGUCAGCUCUAUUGGUUCCUUCACAUUUCAAGAUAACUAUGGACAAGGAUCUUUAGUCCGGAGUCGGAUCAAGCGUAGACCGGAGCUGAGUGAGUCCGAGGAUGGAGAUACUAUGUUGACUCAAUAUCCUCCUGUUGGUAGACAAGAUUCAUACAACUCAAAGACUAAAUCUCUAGACUAUAGAAUGAUCCGAGGAGGAGGAAGCAGGAAAGGAGUAUCCGAACCUUCCAAUUUACCUAAUAAACCUGCUUGGAUAAUGUCAAGGUUUGACAACUCCAAGGAACCUUCCUACUGGGGUAUAGCCUACCCUCUCUUUCAUCAGGUUCUAUACCCUGAGACGGAGGAUAGGAUUCCUUCUCCCCGGUCUAAGCUGCAUGGUAUGGUAGACGCCUGGUUGAAUACUUCAACACGUCAUGUUCCUUCCUAUUGUUUAUCUUGCUGUAGACUGCGCCCGUCUGUCCGACCCAGAGCCACAUCACUUACCGUCUCAAAGGAUGAUCCACGAUCUUCUAUUCUCCUCUCCUCCAGCUUUCCAUCCUCUCAACAGAGUCCAGAGGUGAAAAGAAAAUCGUGGAAUCCAACCAAAGAGACGUCGAAAUCCGACUCCAACCGUGAUCUGGACUCCGAUUCCUCUGAUAUUCCCUUGAACUACGAGGACGCCAAGGACGAGGUUAUGGACUUCAUCUACCAGCUAAACUCUGUGUUCCGGUAUAAACAGGCGGAGGCCGGCCUCUCACGGUUCAAGGGAAAAUUCCCAGCACUCUUCGAGGAUUUAUGCUUUUACAGCGAUGUUUGUCAUGUUCUUGGAGAAUAUAAUUUCAGGAUUAACGCGAGAAAGUUUAUUCAAGUUCUUUUUAAUUCACUAGAUAUUAGUCAGAUGGAAGCUGAAGCCAGAAAUAUUCUUAACCCAGGAGACCCUUCAUGAUUAAUCCUUGAACCAUCCUACAUACAUUACAUCUAGUCUAGUAUUCUACAGACCAGCAGUUCCUAAUCAGGAUCUUGUACAUUCUUACUCUAGUUAAUAUCAACAACACUGCCAUUGAACCCCGUCCUGGAAAACCAUUAAACCCUGGUUGAACCCGUACCAAGUCUACUCGACCACUGGCAAAUAUACUCCCAGUGAUACCACUGACCUACUGCCGAAUCAAUACCAUUUACUCUACUGAGCUCCACUGCCAACUUAAGAAAGUUUAACCAACCCUAGGGAUUGCAAUGAUCAGAUUUGAAAAGAAGUGAAAACGUUACAAUGACGUCAUUGGUUAUUAUAAAAUUUUUAUAUUUCUAUAUUUUGAAUAUUAAAAAUAUGUAAUGAAUGUAAUCAUAUAUCCUGUAGUUCCUACUCCAGGCCUACGCCUGAACCAGUUUUAUUUAUUUAUAUUUGUUAAUGGAUUAUUUCUGAAUUAUAAUUAUUAUAUUUAGAUGCUCGGCGGUUAAAUAAACUCGGGCAAACAACAACAAAUCUUAUUUUUGCUUUAUUUUGAAUGUUUUUUAAAAAUUUUAACAGGAUUUUGAUUUGAUUCUUUUUUAUUUUAAUUAGGUGCUACUAGAUUGUCUGAUGUCUCCUCUAUACUUUGUCAAUUGCUAGAACCAAGAAUGAGUUAUUUUCGAUUUGUUAAACUUUGGUUAUCGAUAGUUUAUAUCGUCAAGUAAAGUUGUAGACACUGCAGAAAAAAUAUUAUUUCAGUUGUGAUCUGUUUAUAAAUUUAUUUAAUAUUUUACGUUAUCCAUUAAUAUUGUUAAUAUUAGUUUUCAAAGUUUUUCAACUCCCCCCCCCCCCUUGUGUGCCAACCCAACAGACAACAGACCAAACAAUUACAAAGGUCCUUAACUAAGAUAAAAUCCUGUAUCCUUCCUUUUGGUUUCCCUACUCUACUCAUCAUGAGAUAUCCCUGUAUCCUUCCUUUUACUCAUCAUUAGAUAUCCCUGUAUUCUUCCUUAGGGUUUCCUUUCUCAUCUAAUCAUUAGUUGAUAGGAUCAUUUAAUUUGUCUUAUUAUUGUACAACUAUAUUUUAAAUCAAUAAAAAAUUACAUCUGUA